GUUAUUUUUAAUUGUUGAGAUAAAUAAUAUUAAUAAGAGAUCUGUUCGAGCGAGGAGACGAGCAGGCAGUCGCGCGGCCGCUUUGUGCGAGGCCCCGGACAUGCCAACCAAGCACAAGGCGGCGGGUGUCGGUGGCGACGCUGAGAAACCUCCGGCUACGGUACGGGACACCGACAUCAGCGCCGGCCGCGCUAUGGAGAACGACAUCCUCGAUUCGCUGGAGGAUCUGGGAUACAAAGGCCCACUACUAGACAAUGGCGCUCUGGAUUUGGCAACAACUAAAGGGGCAGCUUCUCCAGAAUAUACUAAACUAUGUGCCUGGCUUAUAAUGGAACUGAAAGCUCUUUUCAAACUGGUUGAAAAUGUCAAUGCAACUACUAGUCCCACAGAAGCUGAAGAAUUUCAACUGGAAAUGAGUGGCUUGCUAGCUGAGAUGCAGUGUCCCUAUUCUGUUCUAACGACUGGAGAUGUCACUAAACGUCUUCUGAACAAAAAUAAUUGCCUUUUACUACUUACUUACCUGAUCUCUGAGCUCGAAUCUUCUCGGAUGCUUGGUGUGAACAACCCACCCAAGAAAGAACCAGACAAGCCAAGCCAAUCCUUUGUGGAGUUGAAAACUAUAUGCAUUACUCUGGGUAUGUCCAAGCCCCCGGAUAACAUCACCAUGUUCCAGUUCUUCAGUGGGAUUGAGAAAAAGCUGAAAGAAUCAUUGUCAAAAGUACCCCCUAAUCAUGUGGGUAAACCUCUAAUGAAAAAAGCACUUGGCCCACUUCACUGGGAAAAACUAGAAACCAUCAAUCAAAUCCUUGUUAAUGAAUAUGAAGUGCGACGAAAGAUGUUGCUGAAACGUAUGGAUGUAACCAUUCAGUCAUUUGGGUGGUCUGACCGAGCUAAGAGCCAGGUUGAAAAAUUGGCUAAAAUUUAUCAGCCCAAGCGUGCAACCCUGAGUCCAAAAAGCACUAUUUCUGUUGCACAUCUACUAGCUGCUCGGGAGGACUUGUCCAAGAUUUUGCGAACCAGCAGCGGCACCAUCCGAGAGAAGACUGCAUGUGCUGUCAAUAAGGUGCUUAUGGGAAGAGUGCCAGAUAGAGGUGGUAGGCCAAAUGAAAUUGAGGCUCCACCACCAGAGAUGCCACCAUGGCAGAAAAGACCAGACAAUGUCCAGUCUGGUGGUGGACGAGGAGGUGGAAGAGGCGGAUAUGAUCAAGGCUCCUACGGAGGAGGUGGAAGAGGCGGAUAUGAUCAAGGUUCCUAUGGAGGAGGUGGAAGAGGCGGAUAUGAUCAGGGCUCUUAUGGAAGAGGUGGAUAUGAUCAGGGAUCCUAUGGAGGAGGAGGAAGAGGCGGAUAUGAUCAAGGAUCCUAUGGAGGAGGAAGAGGUGGAUAUGAUCAAGGAUCCUACGGAGGAGGUGGAAGAGGCGGAUAUGAUCAAGGCAGCAGAGGUGGGGGCCGUGGUGGCUAUGAUAGGACAGAACAAGGAGGACGUGGAGGAGGCAGAGGAAAAAUUCAAGGCGGAUGGUCAGAUGGAAGUGGUCAUCAAGAUUCUAGCUACCAUGGGGGGCCCAGUGGCUAUCGAGGUGGUGGCUACCAAUCAGGUGGUAGCAGCUAUCAAGGGGGUGGCUAUCAAGGAGGUGGUUACCAAGGACAUCAAGACAACAGGUAUCAGGAUGGUGGCCAUGAUCAGGGAGGAGGACGAGCUGGAGGACGAGGAGGUCGUGGCCGAGGGGGUCGUGGAGGGCGUGGGGGUCAAGGUGGUGGGUGGAGCAGCAGAGGUGGACAAAGCUACAACCAGGGAGGACAGUUUGAGCAAUAUUUCCAGCAAGGAGGCCAACAAUAUGGUACAACUGGUUUCUAUCAAGGUAGGCAGUAUUCCAGCUGAUAACUUAAUAGUCUUCACUAUUGGCUUCAUCCUGCAAGGGGCACAGAUUUGCCCAAGUACCAAUUACCAACUGGAAUGCCACUACUUUGUAUUGAAUGAGCAGUGUUGCAGAUUUGUUGUCUAAACAAGCAGAAUG
Molecule: messenger RNA, 2012 nt
Organism: Hypanus sabinus (Atlantic stingray)
Lineage: Eukaryota; Metazoa; Chordata; Chondrichthyes; Myliobatiformes; Dasyatidae
Gene: tslig3a
Product: family with sequence similarity 98 member A
Exons: 8
Coding region: 101-1876 (591 amino acids)
Cellular component (GO): tRNA-splicing ligase complex
Source: RefSeq, a predicted model, not a curated record